This is a messenger RNA of Hydatigera taeniaeformis, 1428 nucleotides long. The record is from the annotation of a GenBank genome assembly. NCBI's taxonomy places the organism in Eukaryota, Metazoa, Platyhelminthes, Cestoda, Cyclophyllidea, Taeniidae.
GUACGCCUGCGGUGGUUGUUGGUCGAUGUUGUUGAUUCAGGUUUCCCUGGCUAUUAUUACGAUCCGAAGCAGGAUAAUUAUUACAAAACACCGAAUUACUGGGAUGCACGCCUUCUUGAAAAUGUUCCUAAUGAGAUGAAUAACGUGCAUCUCCGGGAGUGUGCCUUGAACAAAUUAAAGGCAAAGCUUAAUAAGCAACGUUCGCAGAAUAUUGUUCAGGAGCUGCGAAACAUCGCGAUUUCGAAACACCCAAUCAAGUCCGACCUUUUUAAGAAACUGCACAUGAAAGUGUUGCAGCAUAAGCAGCAUUUAAGCUUCAGCUAUCCUAUUAUUCGCCCAGCUGUUGUCGAAAGUGAUUCUGCUCGUAUACUUCACAUAAUUUCUAGCAGAAUGCUACUUUGUGAAUUGCGUCGAUAUGAAGUACAAUGGACUCGAGGUGAGAGUCGCUCAAAUCAUUCAGGAUUUAAAAUCAUCGACACAAUUCAUCGAAGUCAAGACCGCUAUUUCCAUAGCUGCAUGGAUGCCAUGUUGGACCCUUCAACAAACAAUAUCAUCUGCUUGUCCCCUAGAAGAUUGGUCUCUGUCAGAUAUGAUGGUAAUAUAGGGGACUACCAAUUGCUACAGACAGUUGAUCUUCCAAGGAAAUAUUCGGACUCUGUUUUUCCUAGAAGAGCUCUUAGAUCCUACGCCUCAUCGGUAGAAUCGCUUUUAGAACGUGGAGAAGAUUCGGUUAUAAUGUUUUAUAACCGACGGACCAUAUCUUCUCUUGGACCGCGGCUUGUCCCUUUGUUAACGCUGUCAGAAUUGCGAAAGAUGCCCCACGUAUCUCUCUCCAAAUACUUACCGCACGCCUCCUUCACUGCCAUGGGUAAUGCUUGCUGCGCAGGAACUACGAGGAGAUUAGACGCAUAUGUCUCUGUUGGCAAAGCUUUUAGCCUUCUUAGUUUCACAUCAGCAAGAAGAGAGCGAGAGCUUAUUAGUUUUGGCGAUGUGAGCGCCUCCCGCAUUACCCAUCUGCAGUGCCUCCUCUCAGCAGAUAACAAACGCUCUGGUAUAAUCGUAGGACGAGUCGAUGGCUCAGUGGAGCUAUGGGAUGAUCGACAGCCGAGACGCGCGGCCGUGACUUAUAAAGAGUCAAAGGAGGUUGUGAAGAGUGGCAUACCUCCAAACCCAGUGGUGGACUGCCCUUCGCAUUCGUUUGUAGCGACGGCGAUGGAGAAGUACGGUGCCAUUGGCGUUUGGCAGUUGCAAACUGGGGAGCUGAUGGAUGUUCUCGAAUGUCCUGGAUGGGCUGAAAACUCGCUGUUACUUUGUAAACCUCCUCAGCUGGUAAUACAUUCGCACUGGGGACUUGGAAAUGGCAAGUCGUCGCCCUUUGGACCUGUGCUGAUAGCCAUUUAUGAUAGAUUUGCAGAUUUCUUUUAUUGA